Molecule: messenger RNA, 1810 nt
Organism: Rhododendron vialii
Lineage: Eukaryota; Viridiplantae; Streptophyta; Magnoliopsida; Ericales; Ericaceae
Product: SUPPRESSOR OF GAMMA RESPONSE 1-like
Exons: 7
Coding region: 148-1482 (444 amino acids)
Biological process (GO): regulation of DNA-templated transcription
Cellular component (GO): nucleus
Molecular function (GO): transcription cis-regulatory region binding; DNA-binding transcription factor activity
Source: RefSeq, a predicted model, not a curated record
AAUAUACUCCGUAUAACGUGGGAAAACCUAAGACGAAAAAUGGUAUCAUCGGUGCUGCAUACCCCCAUGGAAAGGGAAAGAUAAACUGAAGAAAAGAAAGGAAAGCAAAUGAUAUUUUGACCCCAAUCCUCUGAUAAUCACUCCGUCAUGACUGGGUCAGAGGCGGCAAAAACUUCCUCCAAGAGACAAUCAUGGUUGGUUGACAGCAAUAGGAUUGCAACAAAAAUCAAGAGUGCAUCUGGCUUGUGUGAUCCGGAAAGAGUCCACUGGAAAAGCAACCCAAGUAGACCUUGCCCUAAUUGCCAACAUAUCAUUGACAAUAGUGAUGUAACUCAGGAGUGGCCAGGAUUACCCAAAGGUGUCAAAUUCGAUCCAUCUGAUCAAGAGAUUAUAUGGCAUUUACUUGCGAAAGCUGGUGUUGAGAACAUGAAACCCCAUCCUUUUAUUGACGAAUUCAUUCCAACUGUGAAUGAAGAUGACGGGAUUUGUUAUACCCAUCCUCAGAAUUUGCCAGGUGUUAAGCAAGAUGGAAGUGUUGCUCACUUUUUUCAUAGAGCAAUCAAGGCUUACAACACUGGAACUCGGAAGCGUAGAAAGAUAAACGGCGACGAUUUUGGCGAUGUUCGUUGGCACAAGACUGGAAGGACCAAACCGGUUAUAUUAGAUGGGGUCCAAACUGGAUGUAAGAAGAUUAUGGUGCUUUAUGUGACCCCAGUCAAGGGUGGGAAACCAGAGAAAACCAAUUGGGCACUGCAUCAGUAUCACUUGGGCUCUGGGGAAGAUGAAAAGGAUGGGGAAUAUGUGAUCUCCAAGGUGUUUUAUCAGCAGCAAGUAGUCAAGCAGAGUGAUAAAGUCGAACAAGAUUUGCCUGAAGAAGGCAAUGAUCUUAUGAUUGCAAAAGUAGAUCCAGUUACUCCGCAAUCUGUGACUCCCGAACCACCCCGGACGGAAAAAAGAGUUUCUGAUUUUGACGCUGUACAAGAUUUUGCUAUUUCUUGCGCCGAUCCUUAUUCUCAGCUUCAGAAUCACGAGAUGGGGCACUUUGAAGAUGAGGAGCAAGCUGUGUGUGGGAAUCCAAAUUUUCAAGACUCCCUUAUGGCAGAAAAUCAUGCUGAUCUAACGACAGAUAAUACUGACAAUCCGACUGGGGAAGAGCCAAAGUGGUGGGACAGUGAGUCUCAGAAUCUUUUAGACUCUCAGCAACUUGUGGAAGGGCUGUCCUUGUGUGAUGACCUUCUCCGGAGCCAGUCCCCUGGUAGGGACGAAAAUAUAAAUGGAGAAUUUAAUGGCAAGCCAUGCCUUUCUGACUAUUCUCGUUUAGGACCCGAGUGUUUGAAGAAAGAUUUAGAGGCGUGCCAAGAUCUGGCCCUUGAUCCGGCAAACAUAGAGCUCGAUACGCCCCCUGAUUUCCGGCUGAGCCAGCUUGAGUUUGGAUCGCAAGAUAGUUUCCUUGCGUGGGGUGGGAGCAAGGUGGUUGACUAAGCAUGGUUCAAACAUCCUCAUCAUCCCAGUCGCAGAUGAAACCCUGCCAACUCUGUAUUUUGUUUCCAUUUUCUCCCUCUAGACUUCGUUUAGUAAAUGGUAUUUGAGUAAACCUAAGAUACUCUUCGUGUUGGUGUAAAGUCGUCUUGAAAUUGGCUGAUUGUCUGGUCCAUUGGCUUGUCGGAAGACAUUUGAACAAAUGUCAGCUGGGUAUAAUCGUAACUGCAGCUUCAUGGCGGACUGUAAGCAAAUUUCCCUAACAUCAGCUUGUUUUAUAUGUUUCAGACAUUGACUUAACGCAUUUAUUACAUGCAUUUAUUCUCAGUGA